Molecule: messenger RNA, 312 nt
Organism: Closterium sp. Yama58-4
Lineage: Eukaryota; Viridiplantae; Streptophyta; Zygnematophyceae; Desmidiales; Closteriaceae
Source: the annotation of a GenBank genome assembly
AUGAGUGCGACGACGACGGCGACGUCGAUGACGACAACAACAAUGACGAUGCCGCCGCUGACGACAACGACAACGACGACCAUAACGACAACGACAACAGCUGCUAGGACGACGACGACGACGACGACGACGACGACGACGACGACGACGACGACGACGACAACGAUAGCGAUGGCAACGAUGACGCCAACGACAACAACAACGACUACUACAAUGACGACAACGACGACGCCAAUGACGACGACGAUGAUGACAACGACGAAGACUAUGACGACAACGAAGACAAAUACAUUGACGACGACGACAUCGUGA